Molecule: messenger RNA, 1668 nt
Organism: Cyprinodon tularosa
Lineage: Eukaryota; Metazoa; Chordata; Actinopteri; Cyprinodontiformes; Cyprinodontidae
Gene: cstf1
Product: cleavage stimulation factor, 3' pre-RNA, subunit 1
Exons: 5
Coding region: 269-1564 (431 amino acids)
Biological process (GO): mRNA 3'-end processing
Cellular component (GO): mRNA cleavage stimulating factor complex
Molecular function (GO): protein binding; RNA binding
Source: RefSeq, a predicted model, not a curated record
AUCCGCCAUUAAAUUCAAAGCAGAAGAAGAAAUAAACAAAAGAAGAAGAAGGCCGCUGCAGCUCCCACCUGGUUGGAUGUUCUGACCUGGUUUAAAGUUUUUAAAGAACCUUUCAGGCGGGAUUUAGCUUCUCUCCAACAGGUCGGAGGCCCAGCAGCUUGAAGCUGGCCCUAGGCUGGUAGCAUCCAGGCUGUUAGCAUCCAGCUAACAGUGGUAGCAUCGAGUCCUAGCCUUCCCUCCGCCUGAGGCUGGCCGUUAGCUGCUACUAAUGUUCCGCCCUAAGCCCACCCUGAAGGACCGGCAGCAGCUGUACCGGCUGAUCAUCAGCCAGCUGCUGCAUGAUGGCUACACCAGCAUCGCCAACAGCCUGAUCAGCGAGGUGAAGCCGCACAGCGUGGUGUCUCCCUCCGAGCAGCUGAUGCAGCUGGCUAAGAUCGGGAUGGAGAAUGACGACAGUGCCGUCCAGUACGCCAUUGGCCGUUCGGACACGGUGGCUCCCGGGGUGGGCAUCGACCUGGAGUUCGAUGCUGAUGUGCAGACCAUGUCCCCAGAGGCCUCAGAGUACGAGACCUGCUACGUCACGUCCCAUAAGGGUCCAUGCCGCGUGGCCACGUACAGCAGGGAUGGCCAGCUGAUCGCCACGGGCUCAGCUGACGCAUCCAUAAAGAUCCUGGACACAGAGCGGAUGCUGGCGAAGAGCGCCAUGCCAAUUGAGGUGAUGAUGAAUGAGACGGCGCAGCAGAACAUGGAGAACCACCCAGUGAUCCGGACGCUCUACGAUCACGUGGACGAGGUCACCUGUCUGGCCUUCCAUCCCAGCGAACAGAUCCUGGCGUCUGGCUCCAGAGAUUACACCCUGAAGCUGUUCGACUACUCCAAGCCGUCUGCAAAGAGAGCCUUCAAAUACAUCCAGGAAGCAGAGAUGCUGCGCUCCAUCUCCUUCCACCCCUCCGGAGACUUCCUGCUGGUGGGGACCCAGCACCCCACGCUCCGCCUCUACGACGUCAACACCUUCCAGUGCUUCGUCUCCUGCAACCCGCUGGACCAGCACACGGACACCAUCAGCGGCGUCAGCUACAACCCCACCGCCAACAGCUACGUCACCUGCAGCAAGGACGGCAGCAUCAAGCUGUGGGACGGCGUCUCCAACCGCUGUGUCAGCACCUUUGAGAAGGCCCACGACGGCGCCGAGGUCUGCUCCGCCAUCUUCUCCAAGAACUCCAAGUACAUCCUGUCCAGCGGUAAAGACUCUGUGGCCAAACUGUGGGAGAUCUCCACCGGACGGACUCUGGUCAAGUAUACAGGAGCGGGGCUCAGCGGGCGCCAGAUGCACCGCACUCAGGGCGUGUUCAACCACACAGAGGACUACGUGCUGCUGCCUGACGAACGGACCAUCAGCCUGUGCUGCUGGGACUCCAGGACGGCGGAGAGGAAGAACCUGCUCUCUCUGGGCCACAAUAACAUCGUCCGCUGCAUCGUCCACUCGCCCACCAACCCCGGCUUCAUGACCUGCAGCGACGACUUCAGGGCCCGCUUCUGGUACCGCCGGGCCACCACCGACUGAUUCGCUGUUAGUCCAGGGUUUCCAUGACCACCGCUCCUCCUCCUGCUUUAGUAAUCUUCUUUUGUCUCAAUUUUGAUUUUGAAUUUUAAUAAAAAAAAAAAAAA